Molecule: messenger RNA, 273 nt
Organism: Helobdella robusta
Lineage: Eukaryota; Metazoa; Annelida; Clitellata; Rhynchobdellida; Glossiphoniidae
Exons: 2
Biological process (GO): negative regulation of DNA-templated transcription
Cellular component (GO): nucleus
Molecular function (GO): transcription corepressor activity
Source: RefSeq, a predicted model, not a curated record
AUGUUAGAACUACACCGAGCGGUAGCAGCAGCUGAAACCAAAGCUUCCUUAGUUGUGGCCAGUGAAAGAAUGAAGAUGGAGAGAUUGGUGGAAGAGGUCAAAGCUCAAGUUAAAAUGGAGGUCAUGGAGACGUUGAAUAAGCAGGAACGAUCAAAUGAGAACUGCUGGAACUGCGGUCGCGCGGCCAGCGAAACUUGUAGCGGCUGCAACAGGGCUCGAUACUGCGGCCCUUUUUGCCAGCACAAAGAUUGGGAGAACCACCACAAAGUCUGC